Molecule: messenger RNA, 2278 nt
Organism: Coccidioides posadasii C735 delta SOWgp
Lineage: Eukaryota; Fungi; Ascomycota; Eurotiomycetes; Onygenales; Onygenaceae
Source: RefSeq, a predicted model, not a curated record
UUUCAACACACCCUCGUGUUCUUCCGGCCUGGGUUGACGUCGACACUGCCGCUGAAGGAUGUGCGCCGUAGAGUCCACGCCCGUGCUCGGCGACAGCUCUGCCUUCAUAUCGCAUGCGACUGGCGGAGGAACGGACGCGCACUGUUCCACUCAACGAUAUGGACAGCUGUCGCCCGGCCCUGCGCACACGUCCCUCCGAUCUUCGCAACCGUGUGUUGAUGGUCACCCUGCGAGGCGGUGUCACAGAAGACCGGAACUCUGACCGGAGUAAGAAGAUGCCAGUACCGCCGCAGAAACCUGUUAUUCCCUCGCCAGGCGAGUCUGUAGAAAGACCGUUGCGGUUUCUGGUCGUCGGAACCGCCGCUUUUGCAGCUCAUUCACCCUACUUCUUCUUCUUCUCCUCCUGCGCCCGCCAGAUGAUCGCCUUGGACCUGCAGAUCGCUAUCCUGACUCUGCCCUUCAUCAGCAACAACUUCUCUGUCCGGAGAAAUAAUUAUUGCUGACUCAAUGCUUGCUGCGGACACCUGGUAAACUAUUGACAGGGCCUCUUUCUCUCCGUCUCAAGGAUUCAGUCGCGAGCUACUCUGUAUAUUGGGGUCUGGUUUUCUAUUCUUGACCCGAGUUCAGUGUCGUUGAAGAGCUCCAGAGGCUGCACCACCUCCGAAGCCCUCGAUUGCUAUCCAUUCGACUUUCUUCUUCUUCUUCUUUUUGUUGCUGGCCUGUCUAUGCUCUGUUCCUAUCCUUCUCUCAUCGCUAGCCAACAAUCAAGCUCUUCUUUACCUGCUCCCACAUACGCCGAGAGUCAAGAAACAUUCCGUAUCAUCACCGAUGCGCACAGCCUACACCGUAGCAGCUUCAUUACCGUGCCCUUCGGUCGCAUCAGACCGUCGAUUUCUUCGUUGCAAUCACCACGGGCUGCUGCUGGUGUCAUAGUGCAAGCUCAUUGUCGCCAUUAUGAUCUGUCUUCAUGCUGGCCCUCCUAAACGGCCUUUAGUCGCCACUUUGGCCGUUUUCACUUUUUUCGCUCUCCUCUACCUUUCGCACCUGACAUGGAGAUCUACCGGGCGCUCGCGAAUCAAAUAUUCUGCCCCCAAACAUAGCUCGUCGAUCCCCCCAGCUGCUAACACGCCAAUGCGUCCGCCAGAGCUUGUUAAACCGGAGAACCUCACCAUCAGCGGAAUGGUAUUCUUUGGGCGCCGCAGCAGGGUCAGGUCUUUACACUGCUAUCUUGAGCGAAAUCUGGUCGAUAAUGGUGGCUGGCUGGACGAGGUCCGAUUCUUUGCCAACACUAAGGACAAAGAUGAUUUGGCAUUCCUAGACCAGAUCUUGAAGCGCUCCCCGCGAUAUAAGAAAAUCUUCAUCGAGAAACCUGUCUGGUGGCCUGACCACACAAAACUGUGGAGGCAAGUCGAAAGAGGCACCAUGUAUAUCAAGCUUGACGACGACAUUAUGUGGCUGGCAGAUGAUGCGAUUCCCAAUAUGGUCACCACGAAAUUACAGAACCCUGACUUUUUGGCUGUUUCCGCAAACGUUAUCAACGGUCCUCCACUGAGCUUCCUACACUACCACCAUGACGCUCUUCAUCCAUAUUUUCCCGAACUGCUGCCGUCGAACAAGAAAGAUGACCAGCCUGAUCCACGUCAGACCCCCAAGAACGAUACCGAGAAGCGCUCCCUUCCCGGCUGGCGUCCAUCGGAGCAUCCAUUCUGGGAGGGUCCCAACGACUUCGAAUGGCCUCUGGAGAAUGAACCACCAAGCGACGGCCACCGAUGGCUUCGCGUCCAAGACGACAAGGCUUUGAACCGCACGCCCGUCGCAAAGUUAACCUACGAUUUCUGGGGUCCAACUUACGAGAGCUGGGCAAUCGCCGCGCAGCAGCACUACUCAUUGCUGGAAAACAUAGAGAAAAACACGCUUGACAGAUACAAAUUCUCGCCUGCGUGGAACAUGCGCGGAGAGCGGAUCAGAAUCAACGCACUCGCCAUAUUAGGCGACGAUGUGCUAGACACGGAUGUUUACCAUUGGCCUGACAAUCGGGGUGAUGAGGAUAUGAUUGCCCUGGAUUUACCUAAGCAGCUUAAUAGACAUAUUCUCAUCGAAGGCAAAGCCCUCGCUGCACAUUUCAACUUUAUGCAUCAGGGCGCUCUCACGAAGACCGAUCUACUCGAUAGAUAUUACUCAUACGCAUUAGAUAAAGUCUGCAAACGGCCAUUUAUACCUUCUCCAUGAUGUUAAUACCUCUGCACACCUUUUUCUUUUUCCUCUCUUUUUUUUUUUU